Molecule: messenger RNA, 728 nt
Organism: Xenopus tropicalis (tropical clawed frog)
Lineage: Eukaryota; Metazoa; Chordata; Amphibia; Anura; Pipidae
Gene: cd200.2
Product: CD200 molecule gene 2
Exons: 4
Coding region: 51-728 (225 amino acids)
Cellular component (GO): membrane
Molecular function (GO): cell-cell adhesion mediator activity
Source: RefSeq, a predicted model, not a curated record
UCUAAUGAGUCCAAGGGAAGAUUUCUGGAGGGAAGCCGUACGGUGCCAUUAUGCCCCUGCACAGGGUCCCACUGAGGGGGGAGUUUCCAUUCCAGAAGGUUACGGUUAUAUUGCUGUGUCUGGCUCAUACUGUAGUAACUGAGCCUGGAUUAAAAUGCAAGCUCCUAGGGCCUCCCGUUAUAGGGGGCAAUGCUACACUGAGGUGCCGACUCCCAGGAUCCUUUAAGGUUCUGCAGGUAACCUGGCAAAAGAGCAAAGAUGGUCUCCGAGAAAACAUUGCUACCUACAGCAAAAGGUAUGGGGUCAAUGUACUGAGCCCCUUUACCAAACGUGUAGAGGUCAACACGGACCCAAAAAAGUCAUCCAUGAAGAUUUCUGCACUGACAGAGGAGGAUGAAGCCUGUUAUAUUUGUGUCUUCAAUGUCUAUCAGCACGGAGCCUACACUGGGCAAGUCUGUCUCCCUGCCCUGGUUUCAAGCAAUGCAUUUAUUUGCUCUGCUUAUGGGUCUCAGGAGCAUAUCCCCGAAAUAACCCUGAAUCCCCCCAAAACCAACACUGAUCUUGCACUAAUGUCAGAAGGUGGAAUAAUAAGGGCCAUAAAGAAUGGCACCCUUAGAGAAAGAGACAAUCUGGCCUGUGCUUUCCAGCUGCUCAAGACGGGCCGGCAGAAACAGGAUAUUACAGCCUUAUGGUAUGGAGAUUUUAAUUACGUAAAAAACCCUUCCUGA